AUGCCUGCUCUACAUCCUGGUGGUAAUGACCCGAUUGCUCUUGUUGGCAUCGGCUGUCAUAUGCCUGGCGGUGUUCGAGAUAUACCUGCUCUAUGGGAAUUUCUCAAAGAGCAAAAGGAUGUUCUUCAGGAGUUCACCGAGCCACGAUUCUCGGCCAAGGGGUUCCACCACCCCAAUUCAGAUCGCCCAGGCACGGCUGUAGCCAGCAGUGGAUUUUUAUUGAAAGAGGAUCCAAGACUUUUUGACCCAGGCUUCUUCGGCAUUACAGACGUGGAAGCGGAGACAAUGGAUGCGUCUCAGCGUAAGCUUCUUGAAGUGACAUAUGAAGCCUUUGAAAAUGCCGGAGAGACAUGGGAAACCGUAUCUGGCUCUCGCACUGGCGUCUAUGUGGGUGAUAUCUCUUUCGAUAACUAUGUAUCACAAACUCGAGACUGGGACUAUGGUGGGAAAUAUUCAGCCACGGGGGCAUUCCCCAACAUGCUGGCCAACCGGAUUCACUACGUUUUCAACCUGAAGGGACCAAGUCUGCUGGUGAAUAGUGCAUGCACUUCAGCGAUGUAUGCAUUGCAUCUGGCCAUCACUUCUAUUCGAACCGGAGAUUGCGACUCUGCUAUUGUCGCUGGCUCCAACUGGAUCAUGGACCCAAAUUGUCACAUUGCCAUGGGGAAACUCGGUGCCCUUUCUGCUACUUCGAGAAGCCACACUUUUGAUGCAUCGGCCGACGGAUAUGCCCGUGGAGAAGGUUUUGCGGCUCUUUACCUGAAGAAAUCCUCUUUGGCAAUUCAAGAUGCAUCUCCUAUCCGCGCCUUGAUUAUGGGCUCCGCAAUCAACGCGAACGGUCGAACCAAUGGCAUCACAAACCCAAGUGGCCCGGCUCAGGAGAUUGUGAUUAGAGAAGCGUACAAGAACGCAGGGAACCUUGAUCCAUCACAAACCACAUUGCUUGAGUGUCAUGGAACUGGAACUCGGGUUGGUGAUCCCAUCGAGGUCACAGCAGCUGGUCAUGUCUUUGGACCUUCGCGUCUUUCUGGAUACGAGAAUAGACUUGUAGUAGGGUCUGUUAAAACUAAUCUCGGUCAUUUAGAAGGUGCAUGCGCUCUCCCUGGAAUCCUCAAGGUUGUUGCAGCUAUUGAGAAAGGAGAGAUCUCACCGACACUGGGGUUCCAGUUGCCCAAUCCGCGCAUAGACUUCCAAGAAGCCAAAGCGCGAGUUCUCACCAAAGUCGAACCAUGGCCUAAAAAUAAGCUCAGGAGGGCAAGUGUCACAUCGGCCGGCUUUGGUGGGACAAACGGACACUGCGUAAUUGAUCAUGUGCACAACGUGCUUCCAUCCUAUCUCAAGCCCGGGGUCCUUGACCACGGUGUUCCAAAAAUACAUGAAGCUAAUAUAAACCACGACGAAAAUGGUAUCAAUGGUACUAAUGGUGCCAAUGGCCAAGUAAACGCCAACGGGUCUCUUCAUGAACAUGCAAAUGGAGCAAAUGGUUAUUCGCAUGGAGCGAAUGGCGAUGCCCGCACCAAUGAAUCCAGUGACGCUUCAGUCCUGUCAAACAAUCACCGUCCUGUGAUUGCCAGACCGAAAAUGAUUCGGAAGGCCGAUGCAGGAACUCGAAAAUUAGUGGUUCUUCCUUUCUCAGCACACAGCCAAACCUCGCUUGAGGCCAAUGUCGACGCCUUGUCUCAGAAUCUCCAUCAGCACUCUUUGGCUGAUGUAGUCUAUACUCUGGCCGCCAAACGCUCUCGUUUUACGCAGCGGACCUACUGUAUUGUCGAUAAGGAUAAACACUUAGAGACUGGCCUGAGGCAGGAGACCGACCUCAAGACCUGGUCUUCCCCACAGCAUGGUUCUGUAGGGUUUGUUUUUACUGGCCAGGGCGCACAGUGGCAUGCAAUGGGUUCGGGCCUUUUCGAUUACGCGGUGUUUCGAGACUCCAUCUCUCACCUAGAUACCGUUUUGACCAGGAUGUCCAAUCUACCUAAGUGGAAGAUUGCCGACAUUCUUCUCGGAAACUGUGAAAAAGAACUUAUUCAAACACCUGCGGUGUCACAAACUGUCUGCACAGCUGUUCAAAUUGGAAUUGUGGACCUUCUUGCUUCAUGGGGAGUUCGGCCCUCCGGUGUUGUUGGACAUUCAUCUGGAGAAAUGGCCGCGGCUUAUGCAUCCGGUCAUAUAACUUCUGCAGAAGCCAUUACAGCAGCGUAUUAUCGCGGCUAUAUGGUCUCCUUCAACAAACAAAGAGGGGCUAUGCUUGCUAUUGGAGUUGGUCCCGAAAGAGCAUUGGGAUACAUUCGAGAGGCAAGACUAGAGGAGCGAGUCAAGGUCGCUGCCAUCAAUUCAUUCGAUAGUGUUACUAUCUCUGGAGACGCUGAGGCUGUCGAAGAACUCAGCGCAAAGCUGACUCAAGAGGCAGUGUUCAACAGAAUUGUUCGCACCGGUAGGCUCGCAUAUCACUCUCACCACAUGUUGCCAUUUGGCCCUGAAUAUGAAGAAAGAGUCAGUUGCGGACUACGUCGUCUCAAAGAAGACGAUAUCGAUGCUGCAAAUGCAAAGUAUCCGGUUGUUGCCUGGAUUUCUUCCGUCACUCUUAAUAAGAUUACAAACGAAGUUUCAGCCUCUUAUUGGAGGUCCAAUCUGGAGUCUCCGGUUCGCUUUGCAGAUGCCGUAGCAAAGCUACUCGACGUAACAGACAUGAACAUCGGUGUCUUGCUUGAGAUAGGCCCGCAUCCUGCAUUGAAGAGCCCCUUGGGUCAAAUUGUCAAGAGUAUUGGCAAAAACAUCCCGCACGUUCCUUCGUUGAAGAGGAAUGAGAAUUCCCAGAGAUCUAUGCUCGAUUGCGCAGGGACAUUGUUUGCUCUUGAUGCCGACAUAGAUCUAGUGGCUGUCAACGCUGUUGAUGGGCCAUUCGUCAAUGGCCAGGGACAGCUCGAAUACGGCUGUACAGCUAUUGAUCUUCCUCCAUACAAGUACACUUAUGGCCCCAUCAAGUACCAUGAGAGUAGGCUCAGCAAAGAGUACCGCCUGCGAAAUACGCCUCGCCAUGACCUGCUCGGAUCCAGGGUACCGGGUACUACCAAGCUACGUCCCCAGUGGCGAAACAUCCUUCGUCUGAAGGACUUGCCUUGGCUGGAUGAUCAUCGUGUGCCCCCUCAUGUUUUGCAUCCCGGGGCUGCUCACAUUGUCAUGGCGAUGGUGGCCGCAGAAAAUGCAUACAAAGAGUUUCCAGAUGCUCUGCCCAUCAACGGACUGAUGAUGCGCAACGUGUCUAUCAAGAAAACACUGGUAGUUCCUGAAGAUAACCAUGGGGUUGAAAUUGUACUCAGUAUGGAGCUUGAGGAUGGAGCCACUGCAAAGUCUCCAGGCUGGGCUCAUUUCUCAAUCGCGUCAGUCGUCCGCGAUACUAACCAAUGGACCGAACAUUGCUCCGGUCUGAUCAAGGUGGAAGUGUCUCCGUUCGUACAAGGUACCCCGAUCGACACUACAAUGGAUGGGCGAGUUGUCGAUGCACAGGCAUGGUACAAACGCUUCGCUGAUAUGGGCCUCCAGUUCGGACCAUCCUUCCAGGGCUAUUCAGAAAUCCGUGCCGAUCCAGCUAAGAAUAUUACGUCGGCUAAAAUGGCCUUGAAUACCACAGCGGGCAUGUUCCCAGGUGGUGAAUCGCCUUAUCCAAUUCACCCAGCUUCCUUGGAUCUGUUGAUUCGAUUGGGUCUUAUGGCUUGCAACGGUGGCCAGGCUGAAAAUGCUGAUGUCCAACUUCCGAUCCACUUCAAUGAGAUGCGAUUCAACCACGGUCGGCUGGAAGGUCACAAUUGGGCAUCCGGUAUAUCUCGUGGUGAGCUGCGCGGUCUCCGCGGCGCCUAUGCCAAGCUACAAAUGCUGGAUGAUAUGGGGAAUGUCAUUUUGGACGUAGACAACAUGCGAUUCACCAGCCUGAAUAAUGAACAAGAUUCAUCUUCCAGUGGGGACUCGACCACCAAGCCUUACUCAAGCCCAUUCGCACGCUUAGUCUGGAGGCCCGAUCUUCGCACUCUGAGCAAGAAUCAGUUCGAUAAGACUCUCGCGUCGGUCAAGGAGAAGGCUGGCCCUUUCCCCCAGCUUUCCAAGAUCUUUGAUCUGGCAGGCCAUGCCAAUCCAGAUUUGCGAAUUCUAGAAAUUAAUGCUGGUCGCAAUCUCAGUAUGAAUCGAGCCGUGCUGGGGACGCUUGUUGGUGCCAAUGAUAUCAAGCGAUAUAGGGAGUUUGUCGCGACCGACUCCUCGCAGGAGCAGCUUGACCUCAUGCGUGAGCUCCCUGAGGAUUUCAGAGAUUUUUCCUGCUCUACUUUAGAUAUGGGUCGGAAUCUGUCCGAGCAGGGCUUCCAACCCGGCUUCUACGACAUUGUCCUUUGGUCAGACCCCGUACACUCUACCAAAGCGUGUGAAAAUGUACGCGAUCUCAUCCGUCCAGGUGGACAUCUUGUUCAAGUUCAGGUCACAGAAAAGAAUGGUCACAUACAGAGUCUUGAACACGUUGGCCUUGAGCUUCUCGGAAAUAUCUUUGAGCAAAACCAUGGCUCUAGAGUUACUGUGCACACCCUUCGUGCAUCUCUUAAGCAGCAAAAUGUCGGCAAGCAGCUGCAUUUUGCUUGCGCCCUCGAGAGCCGUGGGGUCCCCACUCAAAUCUCCAUGCUUGAUGAUGUUCAGAAUGUUGUAUCGGCUAACUCCCGCGUCGUUGUAUUCCUGGAUGGAGAAAACCUUCUCUUCGGUGCUGAUCAGCAUCGACUGAGUCUCUUCCAACAUCUGGCUGCGAACUCUGCCAGCAUGCUCUGGCUCACGUCAUGCGGCCUAGUCAAGGGUCGCAACCCUGAUGGGUCCUUUGUUUCCGGUCUGCUGCGAACGUUGGGAAGCGAGAAUCCUAGCGGCGAAUUUCUUUCGGUAGAUAUUGAUGCGGAGCAAUUCCAAGUUCAGGAAAGUGACCUGGACGAAUUGCUCCGUUCGUUGCUCGAUCAGGAGCUUUCCUUGCAAGAAAAGGCACAGGAUGGCAGCGAGAGUGUUGUUAAUCGCGACUUGGUCUGGCAGGAUGGAUGCAUGUGGGUGAGCCGGAUUGUUCCUGAUGCAGGUCUCUCGGGAUAUGACGAAACAGCCGUUUAUGACCGCGAUCUGAAGCCGAUGGUGCUGGGUGACGUCGGCCCUAUCCGAGCAGCAUUCAAGAAACCCGGGAUUCUGACUUCGCUCUACUUCCGACCAUACACCGAGCUCUGGCAGCCUCUGUCGCAGGACUGGGCUGAAGUCAAGGUGGAGGCGCUUGGUCUCAACUGGAAAGACGUGGGUCUUUGUUCUGGAAGAUUCGAUCAGAAUCAUCUUUCAAAUGAAUACGUCGGUGUUGUCUCCGCCACUGGAGCUGCGGUUACCAAUCUCAAGGUUGGGGAUCGCGUGUAUGGCAUGGCCAAGGGUCAUUUUGGAAAUUAUACUCGCGUGCCAGCAGCACUUGCACAGAAGCUACCUGAGGGGGUUAAUGCGAUAGAAGCAGCCACGAUGCCUUUAGUUUAUAUGACCGCAGUCUAUGCAUUCGAGCACAUCACUCGAGUGAGAAAAGGGUCCAAGGUUUUGAUACAAUCAGCCUCAGGUGGCCUUGGCCUGGCCGCAGUUCAACUUGCUCGAUCCAAGGGCGCCGAUAUCUUUGUCACAGCUGGCACGCCGGAAAAGGCCCGUUUUCUGGCCGACGAAAUGGGCAUUGCGCCCGAUCAUAUCUUUUCCUCCCGCGAGCUGGCAAGUCUAUUAAGCAUGGUCAGCGCCACAAAGAACGGCGGAUUCGAUGUAAUUCUCAGUACCUCUCAAGGGGAUAUGUUUCAUGAGUCCAUCAAAGCACUAGCACCGCUAGGACAUUUGGUUGAUGUCGGCCGCCUAGACGUGACAAAUUCCAAGAGUGUUUCCCUUGAACUUUUUCAAAAGAGUGCCAGCUUCACUUCAUUUGACCUGGGGCUUGUUCUUGAACGUGACGUGGAAAUCGGCAGGGAGCUGAUGGCCGCGGUUAACGAGCAUUUCCGCAACGGCCACAUUGGCCCUAUUCGUCCAUACCAUGUGUCAGAUAUCUCUCAACUCGACCAGGUUCUGCUCAAGUUUUCUAAAGGAACUCACAUUGGCAAGAUGAUCAUAUCGUACGAGAACCCCCAAGCAAGAUUGCGAGUCCAACAGUCUGUUCCUCGCGCUCAAUUCGACCGGGAGGCUCGCUACAUACUCGUGGGCGGGUUAAGCAGUCUAGGGAGAUCUAUUGUUCGGUGGAUGGCUAAUCGAGGAGCUCGAGAUUUCGUUGUCUGGUCACGGAGAGGUCCAAACAUCGUGGCCCUCGAAGCUAAAAGUCUCAUUGAAGAGAUGGCAGCACAGGGGUCCAGUGUGCAACUGGUGGCCUGCGAUGUGAGCAACCGAGAGCAGGUUCUUCAUGGAGUGAAAGAGGCCAACUCACAGGGCACCUUGCGUGGGGUUUUCAAUUAUGCGGUCUCCUAUCAAGAUAUCUCCUUUGACAAGAUGACAGAGGAGAAAUUCCGGGAGGGCAUGGCUGCCAAGGUUUUCGGAACCAAGCAUCUGCACGAAGCCACGUCCGACUUGACCCUAGACUUCUUCACCAUGACCUCUUCCUUGGGGACUGUCUAUGCUUUUCCUACCCAGAGCACCUACCUAGCGGCCAAUAACUUUCUGGAUUAUUUCGGGCGUUAUCGACGUCAACUCGGGCUGCCGGCAACGACGGUAUCACUCGGAUUCAUCAAUGAUCUGGGAGCUCUUACCCAAGACGCCGUAACGCUCAAUCUCUUUGUCCGUGCGAAGGGUCAAACCGUCACAGGAAAUCAGGUUUUGCGAGCUUUGGAGCCUGCUUUUGUGAACAACUCGAAAGUUGAAAGUCAAUACCUUGGCCAUAAGCAGGAUCCACUUUCGGAGGCCAAUAUUGUUACCGGCAUUGACCCAGCCAUAUUAGUGAACAUGAGGCGGGUGGAAGGCAAGACAUCUACCUCUGGUACUAUACCGCGGUGGUAUAACGACAGGCGGGCAUCUCUGAUGUUGCGGGCCUUGGAUGAUGGAUGGCGCCAUCAGGAUGGGGACGAUCGCAGCAAGGGUAGUGCUGACAUGAAUGGUACUAAUGAGUCCCCUACCAUGCAACUUCGUCGGUCCUUCGAUAGUUCAAUCAAGAAAAUUGGAACUGAUCAUGAUGGGAGAGAAGCUAUGGAGACGGUCGCGCUGGUGACUGAGGCUAUCCGAGGGAUGGUGGCCGGCAUGCUUUUUAUCGACCCUUCUGCAGUCAAGGCAGCUAAGACUGUGGUUGAUCUUGGGAUUGAUAGUUUACUCGCUGCAGAAUUCCGGAGUUGGUUGAAUGCAGCUUUCGGGAAAAACAUGAGCAUGUUGGACUUGAUGGAUGCACGAACAAGCAUCGAUGCAAUGGCACAAGGCAUUGUGCAGGAAACGAUUACGGCAUAA
This is a messenger RNA of Penicillium soppii, 7440 nucleotides long. RefSeq names its product type I polyketide synthase. The record is from RefSeq and is a predicted model, not a curated record. Gene Ontology annotation, molecular function: 3-oxoacyl-[acyl-carrier-protein] synthase activity; oxidoreductase activity; phosphopantetheine binding. The transcript is spliced from 4 exons. Bases 1 to 7440 code for a protein of 2479 amino acids. Gene Ontology annotation, biological process: secondary metabolite biosynthetic process; fatty acid biosynthetic process. NCBI's taxonomy places the organism in Eukaryota, Fungi, Ascomycota, Eurotiomycetes, Eurotiales, Aspergillaceae.